UGGGUUAGUGAGCUAGAAGUCAGCAAAGCCAUUUCGUUAAUCUGUUGUCUAAUCUAACUCUGCUACUUCUACAAAAAAUGACUGCUUACCAUUUAGGGAAAUAUAGCAUAUUCUGUUUGUACUGUCUUUUACAUCAUGCCAUUUUGUACAAUUUGGACAUACAGCAUGCUAUUCCACUCCAUGGUCAGAAUGGUUCUUUCUUUGGAUAUUCGGUGUUGCUCCACAAGCAUCAGCAGCAUACGUGGGUAUUAGUUGGAGCACCAUUUGCAAAUUCAAAGUUCAAUCAGUCUGUCCAGAAACCUGGAGUAAUAUACAAGUGCAACAUUUCAGGCAAGAAGGAAUGUGAAGAGAUUCAACUUGGUGUAAUGAGUGACAUGAACUGUGGUACAAACUGCUUUGCUGAUGCGAAUCACCAGUGGCUCGGUGUGAGUCUUUCCAGGCGUGAGCAGGAUGGACUUGUGUUGGCCUGUGGACAUCGUUGGAAUGUAUUCUACAAUAAGAGUAAAGAAAAGUUCCCCCAUGGCAUAUGCUUCAAAUUAGCGGCAAACUUGAUUCAGUCAAGUACUUUGAUUCCAUGCUAUGGAGAUGAUCCGAAUGACUACGCAUCAUGUCAAGCAGGGAUUGCAAAUGUCCUUUUUGGGGACCUAAUCGUAAUGGGAGCCCCUGGAUCUAUGGAAUGGACUGGGUCUGUUUUUGUCCACAACACAUCCAGCCAGGUCACAAUUACCAAAUUGGAAAAUUCUGAUGACGUUCUCUUUGGAAGUUAUUUAGGGUACUCAGUCAGCGCUGGACACUUUCUGUACGCUGAUUCCACGGAGGUCGUGGGAGGAGCCCCCCAGAAUGGGCAAACUGGUAGUGCAUACAUCUUUAGCACCAAAUCCAGCACACUGAGCAUCAUCUUUGAGGUCAGAGGUGAAAAGAUUGGUUCUUAUUUUGGGGCGACUGUGUGUGCGGUGGAUCUGAAUGCUGAUGGUCUGUCUGAUCUGCUUGUUGGAGCACCUAUGUUCAGCACUGUGAGGGAGGAAGGACGUGUGUAUGUUUACAUGAACCAGGGACAGAUGUUUUCCCCCCCAAAAAAAUCCAAGACAUUUCCUCAGGCUAAUAUGAAGGCUCUGGAGUUCACAUUAGCAGGGAAAGAUUCAUAUGCGGCACGGUUUGGAGAAAGUAUCACAAGUGUUGGAGAUAUUGAUGAUGAUGGCUAUCCAGAUGUUGUAGUUGGGGCACCACAAGAAGAUGACCUGAAUGGUGCAAUUUAUCUCUACAAUGGGAGGAAGACAGGACUUGAACAAGAAUAUUCUCAAAGGAUUCCUGCAUCUGCUUUCGGUAAUGGUUUGAAGAUGUUUGGCCAGUCUGUGUCUGGGGGCAUUGAUGUUGAUGAAAAUGGUUACCCAGAUGUGGCCGUGGGAGCCUUUCUAUCUGACUCUGCUGUUGUUCUGAGGACCCGUGUGGUUGUUGUGGUGGAAGCGACAGUGCUUCUCCCUUCUAGUGUGAACCUCACCCAGGCUCUAUGUACAGAAAAAGGCCGACCUGCUGUCUGCUUUAACACCACUGUCUGCUUCCAACUUCAGGCACAACGUUUUUCUGGCCUCAUUGAAAUGCUGUACAAUUUGACUGCUGACGUGAAGCACAAAGAGGGGCUCCAGUCCAGAUUCUACUUCAUCACCAACGGCACUGCACAGUUAAAUUCUACAGCAGGCAGGAUUAAGACCAAACAUGGCCAAAUGAACUGUGUUAACCACCAGGCCUUUUUGAAGAGAGAUAUUAGGGACAUCUUCACCCCGAUCCACUUUGAGCUGCAGUAUGAGCUGGGAGAACACACAGUGUCAAGUGACAACUCAAGGAGCUUUCCUUUCCUGAGGCCUGUGCUUCAGAGGUCAGAGAAGCACAACAACUUGCUGAUUAACAAGACUGUAUUUGCCAGGUAUUGUGCCUGGCCCAACUGUUCCACCAAUCUGCAGUUGUCUGCACAACUGCUGUUACCAAGGAGACAUAGAGAUGUGCCAUAUGUUGCUGUUGGGGAGGGGAAGACAUUUCUGUUGAACGUUACACUGUCCAAUGCUGGCGAUGCUGCCUUCCUCCCUAUGCUUCACCUGAGAUACCCAAGCAAUCUCUACUUUGUCAAAGUUUUGAAUGCGGAGAAAUAUGUGAGCUGUAAAAUCUUAGAGGAGCCAACCACUCCCGGGCUGGACUGCAGCGUGGGAAAUGUGAUUCUCAAUCCCUUGGACAAGGUUAAUAUCAGCUUUCUGCUUGAUGUCAGUCUGGACAGUAAACCUGGUGACCUAAACAUCACAAUCAAUGCAAGCCGGAAUAAUUUUGAAAAUGAAGAUAUUCUCCAUGAUAAUGUUGUUAACCUGACUCUGGUAUUGCGAUAUGGAGUAAAUCUAAUCACCCAGGGGUUUGUAGCUCCAACAGCAUUUAUGUUUGGUGACUUUGAGGAUCCACACUGCACCACUAAAAGGUUUAACUUCACCUUUAAGGUUGUCAAUGUUGGUCCAAGCAUAUCUCAUGGCACAAGAGUAGAAAUUGUGGUUCCUAAAGCAUUGGCACCGUAUCCAUAUAGACUGCUCAACAUUUUGAACAUACAGUCCUCAUCUGGAUGGUGUUAUAUUCAAAACUCUGCUAAUGGGACCAGUGAUACACCUGGGAAAAUGUUUGGAAGCAAGAGAAACAGUACUACAGACAUCUUUUGGUCAAAUAUGACAACUACGAUUGACACCUACUGGACAAACAGAACCAGCACCACUCCACCCAAUUUGGUUAAUACAACCAGUAGGAUUGACACCUAUUGGACAAAGAAAUCCCGCACCACUCAGCUUGAUAGGAAAAUUAUGUCAGGUACAACUGAAACCAACUGGAAUAUUACACCCUAUUCAGUUGAUCUGGGAAAGGACACGUGUGAUCUGCCAGAUUCCAAUCUCUUGGAUGACCUUUUCUUCCACUUUGCAAAAAAAACUAAAAGACAUAUAUACUGUAUGAAGGAGGAUGCUCUGUGUAUACAAGCAGUUUGUGAACUUGGAGACCUGGAUUUUGGGACUGAUGCCACCAUUGAAAUGGAGGUUGAGAUUAACUUAGGGGUUUUAGACAUCUCACCGGGAAGAACUAGAGUCAUGUUGUUAGAGUCAACAGCUGUUGCAUUGCCCAAGAAGGACCCGUUUAUUUGGUUCUUACAAGAAGAACCCAUUACAGUGGUUGUCCAGGAGGGCCUUCACAUCCACAGAAUUAAACCUGUCCUUAAGCUGUUCAUCAUCGUGGCGAGUAGCAUAUUUGCCCUCACCAUCCUCAUUUUGCUGUUUAUCUCCUUGUCAAAGUGUGGAUUCUUCAAGAGGAAAUAUAAGAAGGAAUUGGAGGAUAUCCAAUGGCAAGACUGGGACUCAGUAAGGACAGAGUAAUUGAUUUACAAUUACAAUAAAUCAUUGUUGACAAUUGUUUUCUUUGAACUAAUCUUUUGGAUUUAAUAAUAGUAUUAAUUCAAAGGAUAAUUAAAUGCAUUUCUUGAUCUAAUAGAAUAAUGUUUUUUUUAACCUUUCUGCAAUUGUGUUACAGAAAUGAACCUGCAUGAACAAUGCAAAUAAUUGAUAUUCAGUUGUGCUCAUACAUUUGCAUACCCUGGCAGAUUUUGAAAAUAUGGCUGAUCAUGCAAAAUAAACUCUCUUUCA
Messenger RNA from Esox lucius (northern pike), 3656 nucleotides. Its product is annotated as integrin alpha-4. Lineage: Eukaryota; Metazoa; Chordata; Actinopteri; Esociformes; Esocidae. The record is from RefSeq and is a predicted model, not a curated record. Gene Ontology annotation, cellular component: external side of plasma membrane; integrin complex. Gene Ontology annotation, molecular function: integrin binding. The coding region runs from base 78 to 3389 and encodes 1103 amino acids. The transcript has 28 exons. Gene Ontology annotation, biological process: integrin-mediated signaling pathway; cell-matrix adhesion; cell adhesion mediated by integrin.